UUAACACAGCAGAAUCACAGCGAACCCGUCUGCGUCUGCGGCUUCGAUUCUUCACAUCGCUGCCACAAAUCAUCUUUACACCCCGCUCUUAAGUCGGUUUGAGUACGGUCAUGUCCCGCCUCCUCCUGUGCCUGUCAGUCAUCGUUGCUCUGUGGUCGGCGCCGGUGUUCAGUCUGACAGUGUUCUCAGACCCUCCGGAGGCUCACAUGCUGCUCCGCACUCGCCGGGCGAACACGUUCCUGGAAGAGCUGAAGCCGGCUUCACAGGAGCGAGAAUGCAUCGAGGAAAUCUGUGACUUUGAAGAAGCCCGAGAGAUCUUCCAAACCAGAGAAGCCACACUGGAGUUCUGGACAGUGUACUCAGAUGGGAACCAGUGUCAGUCCAACAUGUGUGUCCAUGGAGCCUGUGUGGAUAUGUACCAAGACUACGCCUGCCUCUGUAACCCUGGAUAUGAGGGGAAAUACUGCGACCAACCUGUCACAGCGACUAACUGCUCCGUGGACAACGGCGGCUGUGACCACGGUUGCUUGGAGAGCGAGGAUGGCCUGUCGAGGAGCUGCAGCUGUGUGAGCACAUACGAUCUGCACGCCAACUCCAAGAAAUGUGUGCCGAAAGGUCCCUCGUCCUGCGGUCGGCUCAUGAUCGCCAGGUCGUCAUACUCCAAACCGAUGGACGGCCUUCUACCCUGGAUGGUGGGAGGCGAGGUCGGAAAGAAGGGGGAGAGUCCCUGGCAGGUGCUGAUACUGAACGCUUUAGGGAAACUUCACUGCGGAGGCGUCCUGAUCGAUGAGAGCUGGGUCUUGACUGCCGCUCACUGCCUGAAAAACAACUUCAAAUUCAGAGUCCGGCUGGGUGACUACGAGCGUUUUAGAGAUGAAGGCACAGAGGUCACUCUGAGGGUCCUCAAGACCUUCAAACACCCAGACUACGACAGCAACACGGUGGACAAUGACAUCGCCCUGAUGCGCCUGGAGACGCCCGCUCAAUUCUCAGAGUACAUCCUCCCGGUCUGUCUGCCAGGACGCGCCAUGGCAGAGCGGGUGCUGCACCUCAACGGCACCCUCACUGUGGUGACCGGCUGGGGCAAUGACGGCCUGGAUAGCAUCCAUUUCAGCUCGGCUCUGAACGUCAUCAAAGUCCCGCUGGUGGACCACGACAUCUGUGCCCGUCAAAUGACCAACAACGUCACCAAUAACGUGCUCUGCGCUGGGAACCUAGGGCAGAAAACAGACGCCUGCGAGGGGGACAGUGGCGGACCCAUGGUCACUCUGUACCGGGACACAUGGUUCCUGAUUGGCCUGGUGUCAUGGGGCGAGGGCUGCGGCCAGAUAGACAAGCUGGGCAUCUACACCAAGGUGUCCAACUAUAACGAGUGGAUCCAACAAGUGAAAGACGAAUGGGACAAAGCUUAUCACCCCCAAUAACCCCCGAGAGUCUGAACCACCUCGUCCUACAAAAAUGGACCCAAAGUCUGAUCUUCAGUUCAUCAAACUUGUAACACUUUAUAAAUAA
Messenger RNA from Labrus bergylta (ballan wrasse), 1512 nucleotides. It is a transcript of the gene proca, whose product is annotated as protein C (inactivator of coagulation factors Va and VIIIa), a. The record is from RefSeq and is a predicted model, not a curated record. Gene Ontology annotation, cellular component: extracellular region. Gene Ontology annotation, molecular function: calcium ion binding; serine-type endopeptidase activity. NCBI's taxonomy places the organism in Eukaryota, Metazoa, Chordata, Actinopteri, Labriformes, Labridae. Gene Ontology annotation, biological process: blood coagulation; proteolysis.